This is a messenger RNA of Struthio camelus australis, 3706 nucleotides long. NCBI's taxonomy places the organism in Eukaryota, Metazoa, Chordata, Aves, Struthioniformes, Struthionidae. The record is from RefSeq and is a predicted model, not a curated record.
UACCUUAAUAUUGACUGUUUCUGCUUUCAGAAACCAGAUGCCUUGACCACUGGUUCUGGGAACCCAGUAGGGGAUAAGCUUAAUAUCCUGACAGUAGGGCCACGUGGGCCUCUUCUUGUUCAAGAUGUUGUUUUCACUGAUGAGAUGGCUCAUUUUGACAGAGAGAGGAUUCCUGAAAGAGUUGUACAUGCAAAAGGAGGAGGAGCCUUUGGCUAUUUUGAAGUGACUCAUGAUAUUACCAAAUACUGUAAGGCAAAAGUGUUUGAACACAUUGGAAAGAGAACUCCAAUUGCUAUACGAUUCUCCACUGUUGCUGGAGAGUCUGGAUCAGCUGAUACAGUUCGUGACCCUCGAGGCUUUGCAAUGAAAUUCUAUACAGAGGAGGGUAAUUGGGAUCUCGUGGGAAAUAAUACUCCUAUUUUCUUUAUUCGGGAUGCAAUGCUGUUUCCAUCCUUCAUCCAUAGUCAAAAGAGGAACCCUCAGACUCAUUUGAAGGAUCCAGAUAUGAUGUGGGACUUCUGGAAUCUUCGCCCUGAGUCUCUGCAUCAACUGACUUUCAUGUUCAGUGAUCGUGGUAUUCCUGAUGGAUUUCGCCAUAUGAAUGGAUAUGGGUCACAUACAUUUAAACUGAUUAAUGCUAACGGAAAAGCAGUUUACUGCAAAUUCCAUGCAAAGACUGAUCAGGGCAUCAAAAACCUUUCUGUUGAAGAAGCAGGAAGAUUGGCUUCUACUGAUCCUGAUUAUGGAAUACGUGAUCUUUACAAUGCCAUUGCCAAGGGAAACUAUCCAUCCUGGUCUUUCUACAUUCAAGUUAUGACAUUUGAGGAAGCAGAGAAGUUUCCAUUUAAUCCUUUUGAUUUAACUAAGGUUUGGCCUCAUGGUGAUUACCCUCUCAUCCCUGUGGGAAAACUUGUCCUAAACAGGAAUCCUGUCAAUUACUUUGCAGAGGUGGAACAAAUAGCAUUUGAUCCUAGCAACAUGCCACCUGGUAUUGAACCUAGCCCUGACAAAAUGCUGCAGGGUCGUCUUUUUGCAUAUCCUGACACUCACAGACACCGCUUGGGAGCUAACUAUCUACAAAUUCCCGUGAAUUGUCCCUUCAGAACUCGUGUGGCCAAUUAUCAGAGGGAUGGACCAAUGUGUGUGUCUGACAACCAAGGUGGUGCCCCAAACUAUUAUCCAAAUAGUUUUACUGGUCCUGAAGAUCAGCCCAAUGUGAAGGAGAGCCGCAUGUCUGUUUCGAGUGAUGUGCAGCGUUUCAACAGUGCAAAUGAAGAUAAUGUGUCUCAGGUGCGAGUAUUCUAUACCAAAGUACUGAAAGAGGAUGAACGCCAAAGGCUGUGUCAGAAUAUUGCUGAUCAUCUUAAAGAUGCUCAACUUUUCCUUCAGAAGAAAGCUGUGAAAAACUUUAUUGAUGUUCAUCCUGACUAUGGUGCCCGUGUUCAGGCACUACUGGACAAAUACAAUGCUGAAGUUGGGAAAAAGGAUGUAAUUAGGACAUACACACAAUCCACAGCUCGUGUGUCUACCAAAGAAAGAUCCAACUUGUAAACCAUGCUACAGAGAUUUACUCUGUUCUUGAAUUUCGCAUCCACAUAACUGCAGGACAACCUGCUGAAGGCAUGCAUUGAUGAAUGUAGCAGACUUCCGCACAAAUGUACAAGUGCUUUACAAGCUUGAUUGAUUAAGUUUCCAAGUGCCUAUACCCAUACGGGAAAUGGAAAGUAACACAAGCUAACAACCCUAGUGCCUUUCAACACUAGUGCUUUAAUGUUUGUUAACAAUUUAUCUUGUUUUUAAGGAAACUUAAAAGUCAUCUUCAUUUCUAGAAGCAAGCAUAAGUAUAAUCACUGUUUUUUUUUUUAAUUGCAAGACUUUUCUGGUUAAAUUACAGAAUAGAACUUCUAUACUGAUACUGUGAUUAUCAUUAGGGAUCACAUUCAUGUUAAUGAGCAAUAUCAAAUUUAUUAUUUCUAAUAAAAUAGAAUUGACAUUUUGUACUUUUACACAUUACAUCUGGAAGGCAAAAAUGAAAUUCAAAGGAAAGUAAUACAUGUGCAAUAAUUUGUUUCUUAAAAUAUUAUGUGUUUCUAGUUCCCUGUGGUAUAAAUGAAGCUAAUUAAAAGGUUUAAUCUCAAUGUGUGUUUUUAUUCCUAUUCCUAAUACCUGUUUUAGGAUAAUAAAGCUUUGCAUAUUUACUAGUGCUGGGUGGGUAUAACUGAUGUGAGAUAGGAAAGAGUAUUUUCUAACUGCGUACACUUCACAACAAAACUAAUUACAUCUUAAGAGUCCUUAAAAGGGAAAAUUGUCCUUUCUAUCUAGUCUGUAAGAAUUUAAGUGGAAAGUUUUUUUUAAUUUUUCAAGUGUUUGAGGAGUUAACCUCAGCAUAAACAUUUUUAUAUUAGCCAAAUUCAAGCUCGGGCAUCUUUAAAACUGCUCCUUACAGUUUUUGGAAUCAAUUUUUUUUUUUCCUAGCAUAAUCUUACAUUGCCAUUUAUUAUUCAGAUCACAGCUGUUGUCUUCUCAAAAAGUUACACUUUCACUGAAAUGGCAGGUUUACGUGUGUGUAGUUUAUCAGUGCAAAAGGAUAUGGACCCUUUAGUUUGAAAAGUGCUUCCUGUUACUGUUUAGAUCCAAAGGGCUUUCUUUAGUGUAGUAAUAUUAUCUUCAGUCUUUGAGUAUAAUUGCCAAUUAGCUUUUACAAACUGAGACAAAAAGAAAGUGUUUAUAUCUGAGAAUUUAGAGCAAGGAUUGAAUGACCAUUUUGGAAUUUCUGGAGUUAUCUUGAUGGAGUAUGUAUAGCGUUGGACUAAAAGAUAAUCAGCAGCCUCCGAAUACUUUACCAUAAAAGGGUACAACAAAAGCAAGGCUUAAAUUACUGAUUUAUAAAUGCUGAAACCCCACUUUAAUUUUUUUUUCCUCCUUAGGUAGUUAUUUGGGAAGGAUUACUUUUUUUAUGGGGUAGUUAUGUUCAAGCUGAUUGUUUGAGUUUCGGAUGAAAACCUGUCAUACCAAUUGCAUGCUGAAGUUAGUCAUAACAGACAAAAAUGUCUUUAUAGUGCGCUUAGCAGGAUCAGGCAAUCGCCACAUCUCAAAUCCUGGCAAGUUUUAAUGACUGCUUUGUCUGCUAUUUUGUCCUCCUCCCUUGCCAAGGGAAAGAUCACUGUAAAUGUGUAAUUAGUCCAGAUACCAGUUCCAUGGCAUCACCUCUACUCUGAUAUAUUUGCUUUUCUUAUUUGCCUGCUGAUAUUGCCUUAUUAGCAUUUGGAUCGCAACAAGCGUGAAUGAUGAUACAAAGAAUUUCAGAGCUCAGCUACUAGCUCUCAAUUCAAGCAGAUGUUAUACAAAUUUCUCAUAUCAUAACAGCUUACUACUUUUCAAUACUGGGGACGUUUGUGUGUCCUUGAACUGAAUUUUGAAUAGGAAUGCUUCCUGUGGUAUGUCUGUCUUUUUAGUGUGAAUUGGCCUUCUGACAAGUGAUGACAGAUGGAUAAAGAAGAGUUGGUAUUAAGUGUUGUUCUGUUAAGUGGAAGCAUUGUAGAAAGCUACUUCUACUCAAGCUCAUUUAUCUGUUAAUCUGUUGUGAAAAAUUCAUGUGCCAUGUGAUAGAUGCAGUAAAGUAGUAUAAAAUGAUAGUCUGCUUUACUGUGUAAUUUAGUAUUGUUGUACUUCUUAUUUCUGAAAUAAAGAACUGAAUUUAAAACUC